Messenger RNA from Batrachochytrium dendrobatidis JAM81, 2899 nucleotides. RefSeq lists its product as uncharacterized. The transcript is spliced from 3 exons. The coding region runs from base 171 to 2819 and encodes 882 amino acids. Lineage: Eukaryota; Fungi; Chytridiomycota; Chytridiomycetes; Rhizophydiales. Gene Ontology annotation, molecular function: single-stranded RNA binding; protein binding; RNA endonuclease activity. Gene Ontology annotation, biological process: regulatory ncRNA-mediated post-transcriptional gene silencing. The record is from RefSeq and is a predicted model, not a curated record.
AUUGUCUUGAAAUGCCAACAGUUGAGCCAUGAGAAAAGCUGUCAAAAUAAGGGUCAAGUUUUGGAUAUUUUAGUCGAGUGUGAAUUCACACUUGUCCUGGUUUACUGCAUUGGUAUUUGUUCAGUAGUAAAUUACAAGUUUACUUUUCAGUCUGCGAUACCUUUAAACCAAUGUCCUUGACAACUUUUCCUAAAUGUCCAGACAAUGGUGGAGUCUCUGGCCGCAAAGUAUCGGUCAGAGUCAACAUUUUUCCUAUUACCAAGCUUCCUGAUAUAUUUGUAUAUCAGUAUGAUGUAGCAUUCAGUCCAGAUGACAUUCCACCGUCAAAGGCUCGUCGAGCUUGGAAGGUGUUUGAAAGUCAUAUUAUGAAAGCUGUCAGUUCAAAGUGCUUUAUGGUUUAUGAUGGUCGCAAGAUUGCAUAUUCGGCAUUUGAUAUGCCUGAUCAGACACUCACUAUUGAUGUUCCUAAAGAGGAUGUUCUUGUAAUUCCUCCACUUGAUUAUGGUGGUGGUCGGGAUACGUUUGAUGGUGGUCGUGGUGGUCGAGGUGGUGGUCGAGGUGGUCGUGGUGGUGGUCGUGGAGGGUUUAGCAGUCAACCGCCUCGAACUGUCAUUCAGCUUCCCCCUCCUUCUUUCAAUCCGGUCAUUCAAACAGAACCUCUCAAAAUCACUGUGCGAAAAUCCGUUCGUAUUAGUUUUCAUGAGCUGCUGCUUUUCACUACAGGAAAGGGACCAGAAACUGAAGAGGUCAUGCAUGCUACAUCCGCACUCUCUAUUUUGAUCCGUCAUGUACCUUCUAUGCUGUUUACUCCUGUUGGUGCCAAUUUCUUUACCCCUGAAGGACGUAAGCCUAUUAGCGGUGGUUUGGAGUGCUGGCGUGGAUUUCAUCAGUCAAUCCGUUCUAUGAUGGCUGGACAUCUCGGUAUCAAUAUUGAUGUUGCAUCGACUGUAUUCCGAAAAGGUGAAAUCUCUGCCAUUGACUACUGUCUUGAAACGCUUGGUCUUCGUGAUAUGGAUCAACUGAGUCGUUUGCCUCGUCUUUCUGAGCGAAUCAAUGGUGUUCUCAAGGGAGUGAGUGUUGUUACCAUUCAUCGUGGUGAUCAAAGGCAACGCUUUAAGAUUGGCCGUAUCUCGAGAGAAUCUGCUCGCGAGUUUAAAUUUGCCAACAAAGAGGGUGGUGGUCAAAUGUCUGUCGAGUCUUAUUUCAAAGACAUGAAUGUCAAUCUUCGUUAUCCUACCCUUCCCCUGGCUCUCAAGGCCAAUGGAAAAACUGCAUUCCCACUUGAAGUUCUCAAAAUUGCACCAGCACAGCGAUUCAUGAAGCGUUUGUCUGGUGAUCAGACUUCAGACAUGAUCCGUGCUACUGUUCAACGACCCAAUGAGCGACAAAAGGAAAUUAUGGAUGGCGCAAAUAGUAAGCUGAGAUACAGCAACAACGAUCAUAUCAAAUCGUUUGGCAUGGUUGUGGGCUCUGAGAUGAUGAAUAUCCCUGCUCGAAUUCUACCCGCUCCAAAAGUUAUUUUCAAGAAUAACAAAUCAUUGAAUGGAACUGAUGGCUCAUGGAAUCUGCGUGGUACUCAGCUUGUUUCUGCCCCAGUGCUUGAAAGUGCAGCAUUUAUUUUUUAUGUGCGUAUUUCUGACGGGGAUGCCAAAGCGAUUGCUACUACUUUGUUGUCCAAGUUUGCCGAUACAGGUAUGAACAUCAAAGUGCGCAAUCCUCCUGUUAUUGUCACAAACCCAAAUGUGUUUAGCAACAUUCGUGGAUCUCUCCAGUCUGCAUUCAAAGAAGCUGCUGUCCAGUUUGGCAAGCGCUGUCAACUCAUUUUCUGUGUUUUGGACAAGGAGCCCAAGAGUCUUUAUGAAACCAUCAAGCGCAUAUCGCUAACUGAAGCCGCGGUGAUUACUCAAUGCAUGCUGUUUAAAAAUGUGCGCAGUGCCCAGGAAAUCAAGGAUCAGUAUGCAUGCAAUUUGUGCCUCAAGGCCAAUAUUAAAAUUGGUGGUGCUACCAACUAUGUUGAUCGACUUCCCAAAUUUGAUCGACCUACAAUGCUAUUUGGUGCUGAUGUUACUCAUGCUGCACCUGGAUCUCAAGCUCCCUCUAUUGCAGCGGUAGUUUCGACAGUAGAUAGACAGGCUACAAUAUAUCAUUCCUUUAUUCGGGCUCAGGGUGUUCGUACAGAGGUCAUUCAAGAUAUGGAGAACAUUGCUGGUGAAGCACUCGAGUCGUACAAAAAAACUACCAAGACGUAUCCCAGUCGCAUCUUCUUUUUCCGUGACGGUGUUUCCAGUGGCCAGUUUUCCGAAGUACGCAAUGUGGAGGUGCGAGCACUCCAGGCUGCAUUGACCAAACGCAAUAUAAAAUGUACUCUUACCUUUAUGGUGGUUCAGAAACGCCAUCAUAUUCGCUUGUUCCCUACCGAUCAAAACAAAGAUAGAUCAGAAAACUGUCUUCCUGGAACCGUUGUUUCCACCAGCAUUACCCAUCCAUCCGAAUUUCAGUUUAUUUUGCAAUCUCAUGCUGGACUUCAAGGAAUGUCUCGUCCAACCAUUUAUCAUGUGCUUUAUGAUGACAAUGGCAUGAGCAGCGACGAACUGCAACAACUCUGCUUCAAUCUGUGCUUUUUGGCUGAACGAGCAACUCGAUCUAUUGCAAUGGUCUCACCAGCUUACCGUGCCCAUAUUGCUGCUUAUUACGCUCGCAUGUUUAUUGAAGGAGAGUUUAGCGACACAGGAUCUGUCUCGAGUGGAGGUUCUGGUGAACAAAGCAUCACUUUUAAAAAUGUAGCCGAAUCGAUCCAACAAACCAUGUAUUACAUGUAGAUUUGGUUCAUUUAACUCGCCAUCAUCUUCAUCUAUUCUGCUCAUGCCGUUGCAAACAAAUGAACGUUUUACCGAUGAAA